GCAGCCAAUGGGGUCGCAGAGCAGCAGCUGGGGGGCGGGGUCGGAGGAGGAGAUGGGGGAGGGGCAGGAGGAUGAUGACGUCGACCUGAGGCGGGUCCUGGCCCUGCUGCUGGGCAGGGGCCGGGCCGGGCGGGACCCCCCGGAUGAGGAAGAGGAAGAGGAGGAGCCCUGGGGGUGGGGCAGCGCUGACGUCACGCCCCCGGCCCCGCCCCCCCCCGGACACGCGGGCGCUGGACGGGCACGAGCUGAAGGCUCAGCUCCUAUUGGCCCGCGGGAAAGGGGCGGGGCCGCGCCCCACCGAGGAGAACCUGCCCCGGCUGCUGCGGCUGCGCGAAUGGGGCCGGUGCCGCAACAGCAGCUUCUCCUAUGGGGAGCGAUCCCUGCUGAGCUCCUAUUUCCUGCCCAAUCACGAGGCUUUCGCCGACUCCUACCCCCAAAAGGCCUUUUGUGGUCUCUUCUCCCCCGAUGGCUCCAUCUUCGUCUCCGCCUGCCAAGACCACACGCUGCGCUUCUAUUGGUGGCGGGAGGGCGGCCGGCUCCGCCCCUUCCGCUGCUGCCGGGCGCGGGACGUGGGCUGGAGCGUCCUGGACGUCGCCUUCAGCCCCGACGGCGCCCACUGCCUCUACUGCAGCUGGUCCAACUACGUCCAUGUCUAUGACAUCUAUGGGGACGGAGAUACCCACACGGCGCUGGACUUGAGGCCGGAGGAGCGCCGCUUCGCUGUCUUCUCCUUGGCGGUGGGGCCGGAUGGACGGGAGGUGCUGGGGGGCGGCAGCGACGGCUGCAUCUACCUCUACGACCGUGAGGUCCAGCGGCGCACGCUGAAGGUGGAGGCCCACGAGGACGACGUGAACGCGGUGGCGCUGGCGGACGCGGGGGGGCAGCUCCUGCUCUCGGGGGGGGACGAUGGCGUCACCCGCGCCUGGGACCGGCGCUGCCUGGGGCAGGAUCGGGCCCGGCCCGUGGGGCUGCUCACGGGCCACCGCGACGGCGUCACCUUCCUGCACACCCGGGGGGACGGCCGCUACGUGGUGUCCAACUCGAAGGACCAGACGGCGAAGCUGUGGGACCUGCGGCGCCCGGCGGGGCCCGGCGGCCUCGAGGCCACGCGCCGGGCGGUGGCGCGCCAGAGCUGGGACUACCGCUGGCAGCGCGCGCCACGCAGAGCGCUGACGUCACCGCCGUUGCCGGGCGACAGCUCGCUGAUGACGUACCGCGGCCACGUGGUGCUGAACACGCUCCUGCGCUGCCGCCUGGCCCCGCCCUCUGGCGACGGCGGCGGCCAAUACCUGAGCGCCGGCUGCGCCACGGGGGCCGUGAUUGUCUAUGACGUGCUGACCGGGCGCCCCGUGCGGCGCCUGACCAAUCACAGCGGCUGCGUGCGUGACGUCAGCUGGCACCCGCAGGGCGGGGCCCUGGCCAGCGCCUCGUGGGACGGCUCCAUCCGCCUCUGGACUUACCAGGACCCACAGGACGAGCCAAUGGGGGAGCCCCAAGGGGGGGACCCCCCCUAAGCUCCGCCCCCUCCCUCCUGCCCCAUAGCGCGACCCACAAUAAACCUCUGUGACCCCCAAGUCA
Molecule: messenger RNA, 1578 nt
Organism: Strigops habroptila (Kakapo)
Lineage: Eukaryota; Metazoa; Chordata; Aves; Psittaciformes; Psittacidae
Gene: DCAF11
Product: DDB1 and CUL4 associated factor 11
Exons: 13
Coding region: 144-1514 (456 amino acids)
Biological process (GO): proteasome-mediated ubiquitin-dependent protein catabolic process
Cellular component (GO): Cul4-RING E3 ubiquitin ligase complex
Molecular function (GO): protein binding
Source: RefSeq, a predicted model, not a curated record